This is a messenger RNA of Porites lobata, 5366 nucleotides long. The record is from the annotation of a GenBank genome assembly. Lineage: Eukaryota; Metazoa; Cnidaria; Anthozoa; Scleractinia; Poritidae.
AUGCCGUACACAAUUCUUUAUAUUGGGGUACUGGACUGGGAUCUAAAUAAAACGGACCCUCACGCGGAGGACAUUGAAAAGUACGUAAAAUCCCUUAACAGCGAGGCAAGAUUUGUGCAUUUCUAUCCUGUAACAGAAGGUUAUUUCAUAGAAAUCAAUGCUGACAAUAACUCCGAGGAAGGCCCUGAAUGUGUGAUUGUCGCUGAUGGCGAGCGAAUCCCUGCCGAAUCGAUUAAUUCCGUGUGGUAUCGCUGGGGAGUUGGAUGCCGUAAAAUAUCAGAGGAUGAAGACCUCCACAGUAAGGCUUUUUGUUGAUAAUUUUGAAGUAAAAACACCCUCAUCGACAUGCGCUCUUUCCUUUAUUAUAACGUAUUUGAUAAAACUUUGGGGCUUAGAAUAGGCAAACUCAUAUGACAUAGUUUAGGCUGAAGUUCAAUUAAGAACACUGUAUUCGUAAUUCCAACGUAAAUGUUGGCGUAAAUGUCUCGCUACACAUGUACCUUUUUAAAUUUCUUCAAAGCACACGUGUACCAAAUGAAUACUCCACAUGACUCGGCCGUGCUUCAAAGCAAAGUGCAGCACAUUGAAUAAUUAACGAGAUUGGGAUGAGGCUUUCGUUAGCCUGUGACCAGGCUCCACGGGGGGGAAAAAGGCAAAAAACGGGGUCAAAUAGGAAAACACUCUUUCUCCUCCCCAGACUACCUCUUGGCUCUUUUUUUUUCGCCCACGCCGAUUUUUUUCUCCUUUUUCCCCCGAUGCAGGGCCUGGUCCCAGACUAGGCUUUCGUAUGAUCUAAUCCGCCGAGGCCGAUAACAGCCACAGCCUCCUCGAUCUGUAUUAUUCUUCAGAUCAUGCGAAAACCUCAUCCAAUAAUUCAUUUGUUACUCAUUUAAAAUAAUAUAUGCCUAGUUUAAACUACAAACAAAAACAGUCAUGCUUACCUCGAUCGACUUAAGUUAUCGUCUUCAUUUCCCUGAUUCUCGGCCAGUCCAGGAUUUUAAAGGGUGUUUAGUCCACCAGUUAUUCUUCAAAUAGCAGUUGUCUUCCGUCGAGUUUUAUUUUUUUCUGCUUUUACUAUAUUUUCAAGGAGCAAUUCGGCUUUUCAUUUUCUUUUUUGCAAAACGUGUGAAAUUUUCGCCAUUUCUUCCAGCUCUACUAAAAAACCACGCGUCAUCUUCCACAAGGUUCAAAGUUGUCCUUGUUUGCCAUCCCUUUUUCUCGCGUUAACCUUUCCUUUUUUCAUCGGAUACCGCUAACGUCUUUCAAAUUUGGUCAACGCUAGCCGGUUUUGAACAAUUAGCUAAGAGAUUUGAGCCAAUCAGAAACGGGAAAAUAUUUUUAAAAAAUAAUAGUAGUAGAAAAUAAGAUGGCAUAAUAAACAGUACCAUUCCGAAAGCAAACAAGUUUUUUACUCAACGGAAGGGAAUCAAAUCCCAUCUCGACGGCAGUCCUAAUAUAUGUAAAAAAAAGCAACUUGGCGGACAGAUUUUGCAUUCACUUCUUCGUCCAUAUAUAUUUCAGCAUGUCCGAGGUAUUAAUCGCCCCCAGAAUAAGAACUUCUAUCCAGCUCAGGCAACGUUUCACAAUUAGAUGUUUACAUUAAAACCGUUUAUUUACCUUCGAGAAUAUGUUAUUUUAAACUGUUCUGUUUAUUUAUUCAUGUAUUGAGUUAUCUCCACAAUCAUCUCGAAAGCCUAGAUUCAGGGAUAAUAAGUGGUAAUUUAUCCACAUGACCCAGAUAAAAAAACGUAGUAGUUUUAUUCUAAUCCAACAGACGUUUGGUAACACAUUUAAAAUCUUAAAAUAAAAAAGGUACAAAAGUCCACCGAGAGAGAUUGCCACUCAUUUUUCGUAAUUUUAGCAUGCAUCGCCAAAGAUUUCGCGUGGAGAGAAUGGUGGUCAGUAGUCCGUUCCCUGGAGUCCUAUCUCUCUCAUGCGAGAUGGAUGAACCCACUAAGUUCUACGGGCAUUGUGGAUUGCAAGCCAUAUCAGUUGUUUCUAGCGCAGGAAGUUGGGUUGACUGUGCCGAAAACCACCAUCACAAACAACCCGGAGGCCGUGUCAAAAAUGUUCGACAAGGCGGAUAACGGACGAGUCGUAUUCAAAACUCUGACAAGGCUCUUCAUACCGCCAGACAAGCAAGUUCUAACAAGGGAGAUACAAAGAGAUUUUACGACCCAGUCCCGGAUUAGCAUUACCAAAUGUCCGGCAAUUUAUCAGGAACUGGUGGAAAGAAGGUCUGAUUUACGCAUCACAGUGGUUGGAGACAAGGUGUUCCCUGUUCGCAUUGACUCGCAGGCCCUCGAUGAGGAAAGAGAUCGCUUGGAUUGGAGACGGUGCCAAGAAAAGGAACACCUUUACACCAAAGUACAGGUACUGCUUUUUCCACUUACGCAUUUUAUGGUCAAAAGUAUUUUAUUUCAGUUCAAAUGUACACCUUCUUGCUCUCUUUUCGUUAGAUCAUUUCCAGAUUAAACCGUGAUACGGCCAGAGCUUUGGAUAGCCUCCGACGCAUGCGUUUUUAGGGAAGUCGUAUUUCCUCCCUCAAACGCCUGCGUGGGAGGUUAAGCUUUGGAUCGGUAAAGAUUGGUAGCACGGUCACGGCACAUGUGUGACACACGUGACUCACGCACUAGAGAUCUCAAGUUUGCUCUAAGGGAAAAAAAUUUUGUAAUACCCGGCAUGGCAGCAGCGCAAGCGUCUGCAAGAAAAGGGGAAAGGGAUUCCGGGCGCGCGAGAAGCGCGAAAAGCGCACGAGGGGGCAGCCACGCAGGCUAGAAGAAAACAAGCAAAAAUGAAAUUAAAAGCCAGAGCUCUGCUUUAAAGCUGAUCAAUGUGAAAUGUAGCUCGUGACAUAAACUAAGCCAGUUGUUUGUUGCAUGGGAUAAAAAAAGUUAUCUUGCAACUUCAAUGAGCCAUUGGUGCACAUUUUGUCUUCUCCAAUUUAGAAAAUUUAACAAUGCUAAAAUGACCAAUUGUCUCCCACGAAAUAAAAUGAGUUCAAAAAAGAGAUCAAAUACCCUGUAGUUUUUUUACGUUUAUAUUUCUUUGGCCCAGUCGGUAUAUAAUGGCUUAAAAAAGCGGCCUAAUAUCAAAACCUCUUAGUUCACAGCGUACAAUUGCAAUGUUAUACUGAAUUCCAUUGUCUCCUUACAGCUACCUGAAUCAUUCACAGACAAGCUACUACAAUUCCACAAAAGAGCUGGCCUGGUUUUCGCUGCGUACGACUUCUUAGAACGAGGAGAUGAAUUCAUAUUUCUAGAGAGUAAUACAGAUCUCUCCGCCUGGCUGUGGUUGGAGGAAUUUGUUGGUAUAAAUGUGUCCGAGAACAUGGCACGCUAUCUCUUAGGAAUGGAAUAACCCAAUUCUUUAUUAGUCAUAAAUUGUGAAGACCGUAUUUAUUCGAUUAACCGCCCAUCCUGUGUGGAGGAAACGUUGAUAAGCGCCCAACACCCUUCUCCCUAAAAAUACUGAAGUCCACGAGAGUUUUAAUUAUUAUUUCUUUACUGCCAAAUCUUCUUCUGGUCGACUGACCCAUUUAGAGACGUUACGCUGUGAGAUAUCCACGAGGCAAUACCAGAGAGUUCGCUUAUUGACCUUACUGACAAUGAGAUAGAAAUCGACUAAGUACUACCACUAAGAGACCUCCUGAGGACCGAGUUCUGAAUCAUUUUUAAAAUAAACUUUGAAUGAACAGUUAAUUCUGCUGAGGUACAUCUUAACGUUUUGUUAUUAUUUACUGCUUUGUUGGAAAAUUAACUUACCACUUGCUGAAAAUAAUAAAAAUUUAGUAAGCGCUCGCCUCGAAAAGCCGCCUACUCUCAAGGCCCAAAAAUUUAAUAAGCGCCCAGGACGCCUAAUCGAAUAAAUACGGUGAAUAUGUAAGGGUUGAAGAUGACACUGAAAUAUAUGGAAUUGUGAAUUCUUUUAGCAGUGAAGAGUUCAAUAUAUAUUUUUUGAAAAUUGGUAUCACUUUUUUUAACUCGUCACGUACAAAAAACACUUAAACUAAUGACUAAAACUAACCAAAAACACUUUAAUUAAUGACGAACCUUCAAUAAGAGAUCCAAAAACGAUACUCUAAACAAUUCAAAAGAAGGUAAAUACAAUUUAAAUAACCACCGGCAGUGAGCUUUGGAAGUUAGAAUAUUUGAGGGCCGCGAGAUUGGGGAUUUUAGUGUAAAAGGAAGCAAGCGAAACUCACGAUUAAUUCCAUAAAUAGGACACGCCAUUUGGGCAUUUCGCUUCGAUCAACAAGAAAAGUGUCCUGUACCUUCUAAAACGCGGUUAUAAACGAAAAAAACGCUCAAAAACUUCACACAUUAAAGUUAUCGUCAUUUCUCCCGCCCCCAUCUUCUCAUCCGUCAACUGUAACUCAAACAUAUCCUCUUUUUUGACUACUUGCCACUAGUUUUCCCAAUAACCCCAGUUCUGACUUAUCUCUGGUUGACUGACACAUCUAUCUACUAACUACGUUAUUAAAUGAAAUUUUCGCGACAUGUUUAUUUCGCGAUUUUGGUCUGCGCGUAUUUCGCGACACUUAAAUCUCGCGAUUUUUGUUGUAUCGCGAAAUUCGCGAAAUUAACGUGUCGCGAAAAUUUCAUGUAACUAGAGGUAAUCAUUGAUUACGGAUCCGUGUUCGUCACUCGAGUCGAGAGGACUCCCGUUUCCCGGCCGAGAUUCCUCUGAUAAAAUCAGCAGCGGCGGCUAAUCGGCAGUCCUCCCUGAUACCUCGAAAAUUUGUAGCUUUGUACCACAGGACAACCAAGAUUAGGAUGCGUUCUGACGAAGGCGAUAACGCAACUACAAACCGUAGCCUGCAUAACAUGCGCGUAUUUUGCCUAGUGCGAGGCGUAAGAUCAAGCACUACGCCCUGACUAGGCUCUGGGGCUUCACGCUUCCAUCUGUUUCUCGGCCUGCAGGGCCGGGCUGCGAUUUCAAGGCCUCUAUCCAAUGAAAGAUCUCUCUCGGAGGAUGUUAUCCAGCUCAGCCUUCAGCCUCGAUGGUUAACAUCCUCCUAGAUCUGCAUAAUUCUUCAUAUCCAACUCAACCUCAUUCAACAAUUACUAAUCAAACAGGCUAUACGCAUGCGCAUUGGCCCAUUGGAUUUUUCUUGUUACGACAACUAAAUGCAACGGCUAUACGCGUGUAUGUUCCAAAUAAAUCCACCCGAAGUAAAGCACGUUAUUACCGAAGACAAGGCAAAACGAGUUUCCAUAUAACUGCCAUUAGUAAGGCUCAAUAGUUCCCUUUGACCAGUAUACUACCUGAAAUAAGCAGCAGAAGGAAGGAAAACUUUCCUUCAAAAAUAUCCCUCUGAGUUUAUGAAAGACGGAUUAAUCUUUGAACUGCGUAUUUAUUUCAAC